AGUGUUCUAAAAUUAGACUAUAGUGAUAAUUGUCCAACUCUGUAAAUAUACUAAAAACCAUUGAACUGUACAAUGGGCAAACUCUAUGGUAUGUAAGUGAUAUCUCAAUAACGCUGUUAAAAAUGAAACUGGAAGUGGUUCUGGCAGCCUGUGGUCCCAGGUAAGCUGGGCCUUUUCUCAUCUAUUAUAGAAGGGGAAGAGCAGUUCAAACAACUCAGGCAGAAAGUCUAACAGGCAUACAGCAGCAGAGACAAGGACCAAGUACUUAUCCUAUUGCUUCAAGUUUUUCCAGAUACCUGAACAGGAGGACUUGUCUAUUUAUGGAGAGAACUAUGUGCUUCCUGACUCUAAUGGAGAGUGGCCAGGCCCAGGAACGUAGAUGCCCAAAUACAAGUAACCAACCCAUAGUCCUAAAACGUAUUGCUAAAAACAAAUUUUGCUCUUAUGUUCAAAUGCCUCAUUCAUGGCUAAAUUUAAAUUAGUGUGUAGGAGUCAAAGUGCAUCAGUCAAUUUUAUAUUCAGGGAUCAUAGGUUGUCCAGUGGGAAAAGGUCACUUACAAAAUGGAGAUGGAAGAGAUAGCCCAGCCUCCCAGAGUGCUUUUUCUUGAAAACCCUUACCAAUAAAAAUUAAAUAGCAGUUUAGGUUAGAUUAGCCAAGAGUAAGGGGAAUAAAGGACAUAAGGACAUUUUAGCUUACAAACACAUUGUUCUCCUCAUCUCCUUUCUAGCUCAAGUCUUGCUCUCACUCCUGGCCCCUGAUUAAUCUAACAACAUGGCCUCUCGGUCCUCAGGGUUCUCCUCUCCUCUGGUUCAGUCAUUAGUGUCUUGGCUACAUGCUGCACCUUUCACCACCCAGAACUGUUCUUUCUAUGAAAUAAUAAUUUCAGAUCUCUCCCUCUGAGAACACAAUCUUUUGUGCCUUUACCCUCCCAUUCUGCUAUUACUAUCACAUCUUGUCUUUGACCUUAUCAGAACCUCCAUUCCACGAUGCUGCUACCACCUACCACCCCUUCCUGCUUUAAUUUCCUUCCUAUGCAGAUGAUUCCCUGGUUUAGCACUCCCAAUCACUCUCAAACCCAUAUCUUCAAUCCCCUUGUUCAAUUUUCCUUCACUAAAACCACCUGAUAAAACUCCACAUGAGAUGAAUAUAAUCGUCUCCCUCCUCUUCUGUUACGCCUGGGAUGUUACACUCUAUAAGACAAAACUUAGAAAUUACCAAUCCUAUUGCUACUAAGUUUACCAUGUUCAAACUUAAUUGGGUUUUCAAAGCCAAGAAAUCCUUGUAGAUUUUCCUAAUCAGCUUUCUCUUCUAUUCUCCAUAACAACUACUUCAAACCUAUUUAUCUUACUUUAAACUUCUCACCUUACUAAGUACAUACCCCCUUACAGUGGACAAACUUGCCUAAUUUCUUACAUAGAAUCCAUCAGAUAGGAAUUCUCUCAAUUUCCUGUCCCCAAACGUAUACCCUUGAUAGCAUCUGUACUUACAGUUUCCUCUGCUGAGGUCCCUUGCACCUAAGUCCAAUCCUGGACCCUAUAUUUAACCACCUUCUAGGGGCUUCACAUUGCUUAUAUCCUCUCUUGGGUAUCUUAAUUUUCUCUCUCUACUGAAUACUACAAAUUAGCCUUUUAAAUGAGUUCAACUUUCUCUAGACUUAAAAAACAACCCUCUUGAGUCUAAAUUCUCCUCCAGAUACCAAUCUAUUUCUUUCUUUUGCAGCCAACUUUCUUGAAAGGAUUGUCGUUUUUACUUCCUCACCCUCCUUAUUUUUAAACCAAGAGUAAUCUAAUUUUCAUCAUAACCACUCUACUGAAACUGCUAUUGUAAAGGUGAUCAUAGAUUUUUGUAUAUGUUAGCUAAGGUUAUAUGACUGAAACAAAGCGGUGCAACUACCCAGUGGCUUGUAAGUCUGUAUCUCUUUCCUGUGACGGUUCUGAUGUAAAUGAUUGGGUAGAAUGGGGCAGGUUUGCUCUUUUCAGUCCUUCUGGAACCAAAUUUUGUUCCAAGUAAUUGCUCCUACAUUCCCUGUUGCAAUGUCAUAAUCUGCAUGACUGUAGCUGUCACUGCCUCAGCUGGGUUCUAGCUGGCUUGUGGGGGGUGGAGGGAGACACAUCCAGAUGUCUUCCAUUCCAGACCCGGGAGUGGCAAACAAAAAUUCUGUGCAACAUCCAUCUGUGAGAACUUAAUUCAAUCAGUCACACUAAACUACGGGGGAGGCUGGGACAAGCUAUCUGUCUGAGGAGCCAUGUGCCUGGCUACAGUUCUAUUAUGUAAAGGAAGGGAACAGAUUUUGGCAGACAUCUAUCAGAAUCCUCCCCAAUGAUCAUCUUCUUGAAUCCCAUGGAUCACUUUAAUAUUUCUUUUUCUUGAGUUUUCUGAAGCAUUUGUUACAUUUGAUCUUCAUCCUGUCCUUGAAAUGCUUUUUGCCUUUGGUUUCAUGAUUCUGCCCUCUGGGACUUCCUCGUCUUUUAAAAGAUACUUCUUUUCCCCUCACCUCUAACGACAGUGUUUCUCAGAGUUCUGUGCUAAGCCUCUUCUAUUCUUACUUGACACACUUUAGCUUGGUUAUCUUAGAGCUCUCAUGGUGUCAAUCACCAUAUACAUGCUGAUGAAUCCCAAAGUCCGUAUCUCCAGCCCAGAUUUAUGUCCUGUGCUUUGGUUUUAUUUGGACACACUCACAAAUAUACAUAGGCAUGUGUGCACGCAUCACACAUACACACAUACAUAGCCCACAGGUACUUACCUCAGUAUCAGCAUGUCCAAAACUGACUUCAUCUUUUUCCACUUCAGUUCAGUUUUGUUUCUUUUCUGUGUUCCCUGUCUUAACGAAUGACACCACUAGCCAUCCAAUUACCCAUCCAGAGGCAUGUUAAUCAUCCAUGAGUCUUUCCUCUUUUUAUCCCAUGCAACCUAUCGAACACUGGGUCUUAAACACUAUCUCCUAAAUGUCUUUCUAAUCAUCUCUCUUCUCCCCAUCUACACUAGCAUUACCCUCAUCCAGGCUACCAUCAUCUCCUAACUGGCCUCUCUAAUUCUAGUCAGUCCCCCUGAAAUCGAUUCUCCAUACAUCAGCCAAACUGAUUUUCCGAAAAUGCAAAUAUGAUCAUGUUAAUUGAUUGUUUAAAAUCCUACAUUGUAUUUUAAUUGCCCUUAGGAUAAAUUUUGAAAUGCAUGAUGUAACAUAUAUAAUCAUUUAUGUUCUUACCCUGAUUUUUCCCCCAAUCUUAUUUUUAAAUUCUCCUCUUCCCUGGUUUAAAGUUCAAGGCAUACUGAACUUCUCUCUGUUCCUCAAAAUAUCUGUCUGAAACACUCCUCCUUCUCCUGGUUAGCUCCUUCAGAUCACAACUUAUAGUUUACUACCUCAGGAAAGCUUUCAGUGAUGUCCAAAAAUUCGGAUUAGAUUUUAUUUAUUUUUAACAGGCAUUUAACUAGCACUUACUAGCCACUCUGUUGAUACUAACUCAUUAGAUUCCUAUGAUUGUAAUCCUAGGAGGUAAAUACUGUUAUUACGCCUAUUUUACAGGUAAGGAAACAAAGGUACAUAAUUUGGCUAAGACUGAAGAUGGUCAGUGGCAGAACUAGGAUUCAAAUGUAGAUCUUUUGGUUCCACAAUCCAUGUCCAUAAUCACUACAGUAUGCUACCUUCUAGGUACAAGAUGUCCCUUCUAGAUAUUUCUAUAUUACUCUUUACCUAUACAUACAUUGUGGCAUAUUUUAAUUAGUUGUCUGCCAAAUUUUCUAGCCUGUGAGCCUCAGAAACACAAGGAUUAUCUCUAUCUAUUUAUGCCAUGUCCUUACAUGUGUAUUUAAAAAAUACAUUAGUGAAAAAAGUAAAGACGUUACUAACUAUAAUUGACUGAAUUCAACAAGUAUUUACAAGAGCGGAGGAGAGAAUAUAUUUGCAAUUACUCAAGAAAUGGCCUACAUAAAAUAUUAUUUCUUUGGUUCAGGACAUUUUAAUGGAGUCUUCUUGUCAGGCAUUCAAAACAACAGUAAUUAAAUGCAUUAUAUGGACCUUGUUUGGAUCCUGAUUCACACAAACCAACAGUAAAAACAUUUUGGAGAAAACUGGGGAAACCCAAGCACAGACUGUGUAUAAAUUAUAUGAAGGAAUUAUUGCUAAAUUUGUUGAUUAUGAUAGUGGUAUCAUAGUUAUAUUUGAAAAGUCUUUAUCUAUGAGAGAUAUUUAGUGAAAUAUUUAGAGGUAAAAAUAUAUGAUGUCUUGGAUUUGCUUUAAAAUACUACAGAUGUAUUCACAAGUUACUUGUUCAAAGAGAAAAAAAUUUUACUGAAAAAGAAUUCAUGGAAACACAUGGUGGCGCUGCAGGAUAAGAUGAGAACGAUGCAUGGACAACACUGUGGGCUCCAUUAUUCAGGGGAACAGAGAACAUCCAACCCAACGAAAAGAGAGCUAUUCAAGAGGCUUCACCUACAGAGCUGCUGGAGGGCUAUUUACCCUCCAGCGCUUUCCUGUUAAAAAAUCAGGGCUUCAGCUUCCAAAAUUAGGGCUGGACUUAACAUUUUUCACAGAAGACGUUGCCUGAAGGAACCAUGGCGAUCAGAGGGGCGCUGGCUCUGCGGAAGAGGCAAGUCCUGAUUCUCUUUGUUUUGCUGGGAUUGUCUCAGGCGGGUCCUGAAUCUGUGCGCUAUUCUGUGGCAGAGGAAACAGAAAUUGGCUCUUUUGUGGGCAAUCUGGCAAGGGAUCUGGGGCUUGGGGUGGAGGAGCUGUCCUCACGGGAGGCCCGGGUAGUGUCUGAUGACAAUAAAAAGCAUUUGCACCUCGAUUUGCCCACCGGGGAUUUGCUCUUAAAUGAGAAACUAGACCGAGAAGAGCUGUGCAGCUCCACCGAGCCCUGUGUGCUGCAUUUUCAGGUGGUACUGGAAAACCCUUUACAGUUUUUUCGGGCUGAGCUACAUGUCAAAGAUAUAAAUGAUCACUCCCCUACAUUCCUGGAUAAGGAAAUACUUAUUCAAAUAUCAGAAAGUACCACUAUUGGAACCACAUUCCUAAUGGAGAGUGCCCAAGAUUUGGACAUAGGAAGGAACAGUCUCCAAAACUACACAGUUAGCCCCAAUUCUCACUUCUACAUUAAAAUUCGAGACAGCAGUGAUGGAAAGAUAUACCCAGAACUGGUUCUGGACAGAGAGUUAGAUCACGAGCAUGAGCCUGAGCUCAGACUAACACUCACAGCACUGGAUGGUGGCUCCCCACCCAGGUCUGGGAAAACUUUGGUUCUCAUCAAGGUCUUGGACGUCAAUGACAAUGCCCCUGAGUUUCCUCAGAGGCUCUAUGAGGUGCAGGUCCUGGAGGACACGCCCAUUGGCUCCUGGAUUAUCACCAUCUCUGCUAAGGAUUUGGAUGCAGGAAAUUAUGGGAAAAUAUCGUACACAUUUUUGCACGCAUCAGAAGAUAUUCGUAAAACAUUUGAAAUCAAUCCAGCAUCGGGUGACGUACAUUUGAGAUCAAGCCUGGAUUUUGAAGUAACACAGUCAUACACUAUAAAUAUUCAGGCAACAGAUGGUGGCGGUCUUUCAGAAGAAUGCACUCUUCUGAUUAAAGUAAUAGAUAUAAAUGACAAUCCACCAGAAGUGACCAUGUCGUCAAUUACAAAGAUAAUUCCAGAGAACGCCUCAGAGACCCUGGUUGCUCUUUUUAGUGUCCGAGACAAAGACUCUGGGGACAACGGGAGGAUGGUUUGCUCUAUUCAAGAUGACCUCCCCUUUUCUCUGAAACCGACCUUCAAGAAUUUUUUUACUCUAGUUUCGGAAAAAGCACUGGACAGAGAGAUGAGAGCUGAGUACAACAUCACCAUCACCGUCGCAGACAUGGGAUCCCCCAGGCUGAAAACCCAGCACACCAUAACCGUGCUGGUCUCCGACGUCAACGACAACGCCCCGGCCUUCACCCAAACCUCCUACACCCUCUGGGUCCGCGAGAACAACAGCCCCGCCCUGCACAUCGGCAGCGUCAGCGCCACGGACAGAGACGCAGGCGCCAACGCCCAGCUCACCUACUCGCUGCUGCCGCCCCAAGACCCGCACCUGCCCCUGGCCUCCCUCGUGUCCAUCAACGCCGACAACGGCCACCUGUUCGCCCUCAGGUCGCUGGACUACGAGGCCCUGCAGGCCUUCGAGUUCGGCGUGGGCGCCACGGACCGCGGCUCGCCGGCGCUGAGCAGCCAGGCGCGGGUGCGCGUGCUGGUGCUGGACGCCAACGACAACUCGCCCUUCGUGCUGUACCCGCUGCAGAACGGCUCUGCGCCCUGCACCGAGCUGGUGCCCCGGGCGGCCGAGGCGGGCUACCUGGUCACCAAGGUGGUGGCGGUGGACGGCGACUCGGGCCAGAACGCCUGGCUGUCGUACCGGCUGCUCAAGGCCACGGAGCCCGGGCUGUUCGGCGUGUGGCCGCACAACGGCGAGGUGCGCACGGCCAGGCUGCUGAGCGAGCGCGACGCGCCCAAGCACAGGCUGCUGGUGCAGGUCAGGGACAAUGGCGAGCCGCCGCGCUCGGCCAGCGUCACGCUGCACGUGCUGCUGGUGGACGGCUUCUCCCAGCCCUACCUGCCGCUGCCCGAGGCGGCGGCCGAGCAGGCGCGGGCCGACCCGCUCACCGUCUACCUGGUCGUCGCGCUGGCGUCGGUGUCGUCGCUCUUCCUCCUGUCGGUGCUGCUGUUCGUCGCGGUACGGCUGUGCAGGAGGAGCAGGGCCGCGUCGCUGGGUGGCUGCUCGGUGCCCGAGGGCCCCUUUCCGGGCCACCUGGUGGACGUGAGUGGCACCGGGACCCUGUCCCAGAGCUACCAGUAUGAGGUGUGUCUCAGGGGAGGUACCGGGACAAAUGAGUUUAAAUUUCUGAAGCCGAUUAUCCCCAAUCUUCCAGUCCAUGACACUGGUGGGAAUACGGGGGAAAAUGAGAACUUUAGGAAUAGCUUUGGAUUCAACAUUCAAUAAAAUAAUUUAUUUUAAACUUCUAACCUUUUAUUAUUCUUUGGAGAAAGUAUCUACUUUUUGCCUAUGUGUACUGGAUUUUAGGUUGCACUGUAGUUGCAUGCAGUAUCAUUUCUUACACUCUCCUCACAGUUGCUUUAAAAAUCUUUUUUAGUGGCCAUAAUGACGUGGAAAUACAAUCUAUGUGCUUUUUUCCCAUUUAUUUGGUCAAAAAUAUUAUAUUAGCAGUUAUUGCUAAUUUUUUUGUGACAAGUGAGUUGCUAUGCAGACAAUGUUAUUAUUUGGAGGUGCAAACUGAAGUAUUCAGAGUGAGUGCCACAAUAUAUGUAAUUUACUUCCAGACAUUUCAUUAAAGCAUAAAGGAAAAAUAAAAAAUGCUGUUGGAUCUGGGUGGAAAGCAUAAUGGCUUUUAUUGAAAAUGUUCAUCAUAAUGGGUAAAAAAUGCGAUCUCUCCAUAUUCAGUACUAGGGUACCUUAUUUCUUUGCUUUUUGUUGUGUAGUGUUUUUCAAGAAUUCACUUUAUGACAAAAUAAAAGUGAUCAUAUUCGAAUUA
Messenger RNA from Equus caballus (horse), 7499 nucleotides. RefSeq names its product protocadherin beta-14. Gene Ontology annotation, biological process: homophilic cell-cell adhesion. Gene Ontology annotation, molecular function: calcium ion binding. The record is from RefSeq and is a predicted model, not a curated record. Gene Ontology annotation, cellular component: plasma membrane. NCBI's taxonomy places the organism in Eukaryota, Metazoa, Chordata, Mammalia, Perissodactyla, Equidae.